Messenger RNA from Psylliodes chrysocephalus, 1068 nucleotides. NCBI's taxonomy places the organism in Eukaryota, Metazoa, Arthropoda, Insecta, Coleoptera, Chrysomelidae. The record is from the annotation of a GenBank genome assembly.
GAUUCGCUUAGCACGUAUAUCAUUCAGCUCCUCAUUUAAUUAGUGAUAAAAGUGGUUAGACUAAACUUCAAAAUACUUUGAUGUAUUCUAAGUGACGCAGAAAAUAAGGAAGAUUACCUAGGCCAAAUUUGGUGAGAGAUUUUUUGCAUACAUAAACAGUAUUUGAUAUAAAAGUGCAUCAUCUAUUAAUUCUCAAUAACUCAAUAAGGACGAAUUUCGCUUGCUUUUAGACUAUCGAUAAACUUUUUUUUUGUUGUUCACUAGAAGUAAAAUAAAGCAGGUGUUAAUUCCACCACAGUUACCAAAUAAAAUAGAAUUUUUAAAAUAUGCCAAAAAAUGAUGAAAUGACUAAUUCGGAACUAUAUCAAAAGCUAAUAGAAGCAAAUGAAAAACAAACAACAGAUAUUACAUCGAAAAUUGACCAUAAAAUAAAGGAUAUUCAGGAAAAAGUCGGUGAAUUGGAAAGCAAAGUAAAUCUAAUUAAUAAGAAAGUUAUAAACAAUGAAAGGAUGAUUCGUCGUAAUGGUGUGGUGGUUUUUGGACUUGAAGUGGACAAGUCAGAUUUCAUAAAGAGCACAACUCAAAAACUAAAUACACUGUUAGGAACCAGUAUUACUCGAGCUGAUUUAAACAAUAUCUACCUUGGUAAUGAAAAAGAACCAAAACCACGCAUCAACAUUGAGUUUACGUCAUAUUUGAAAAAACAGGAAAUAUUCGGAAAUAUUAAAAAGUUAAAAGGUUCUGGAGUAGGUAUUGUAAAUGACCUAAGUUACGAAGAAAGACAAAGCCAAAAAGUUUUAAAGGAUCACUUACAAAACGCCAAAAACCAAAAUCUUCAAGCCAAAAUUAAGGGAACCAGACUAGAAAUCGAGGGAGUACUAUAUAACAUUGAAGAUCUUAAGCGAUUAGAAGAAGAAGGGGCAAACAACGAAAGCAGCAGUGAAGAAGAAACAGAAGAUAAGGAAAAACUAAAUAAAAAAAAGACAAAGACAAAUAAGCGUAAAAGUGGUCAAAUAAUCUAUAGCCCACCAGCUGAACGCAAUUUGAGAAGCGGCAUCAAAAAAUAAC